Molecule: messenger RNA, 2600 nt
Organism: Marasmius oreades (fairy-ring Marasmius)
Lineage: Eukaryota; Fungi; Basidiomycota; Agaricomycetes; Agaricales; Marasmiaceae
Exons: 4
Coding region: 28-2466 (812 amino acids)
Biological process (GO): protein-containing complex assembly; mitochondrial protein processing
Cellular component (GO): m-AAA complex; membrane
Molecular function (GO): ATP-dependent peptidase activity; ATP binding; zinc ion binding
Source: RefSeq, a predicted model, not a curated record
GUCCUCUUCACCCGCAACCUUCACUUCAUGUUCUCUCGGUCUAUCAGGGCUACUCGUCUUAUAUCUACACGGAGACUCAUCAGUGGCCAUGCACGGUUCUAUGCACGACCAGUAAAUACCCCAAAUCAACAGUCGUCUUCCACCGAACCCUCCCAGUCGAAGUCCAAUGAGCCCACAGAGGAUAAGUCUCAUAAAGGGGAGUCAUCUGUAUCCGCAGAGCAGGCCGAAAACCAGGGAGAGAAUGAUAUAAAGCCUCAGAAAGGUGAAAAGACUGAGAAGGAAUCUCUUCCUCGAACUCUUGAAGGUUUUUUCCAGCGUGUACAGCAGCAGGCAAAUCGUAUAGAACAGGAGGGCCGUCGUCUGGAACAGGAUGAGAGUAAGAAGGAGCAAUCCGACAAAGGAUCCGGAGACCAUAAAUCUUCCAAGAAACCACCACCACCACCCCCCAACGGGGGCAACGGUUUCAAUACUGCCAUAAAUUGGAUAACAGGUCUCGCUAUCACUCAUUUCAUUUUCUCCAAUACUUCCGCAUCAAAUUCAAAAGAAAUCACAUGGCAAGAGUUUCGCACCGCUUUCCUCGACAAAGGCUUGGUUGACAAGCUGACGGUCAUCAAUGGAAAUAAAGUCCGAGUCGCACUACAUUCUAAUGCUACUGGAACCAUGUACCCGACUGCCAAUGUCGGACAUGGUGACUAUUACUUCUCUAUCGGUAGUGUGGAAGCUUUUGAACGCAAGCUUGACGAGGCCCAGAAGGAGCUCGGCAUUCCUAGCCACGAGCGGAUACCAGUCGCAUACACGGACGAGGUCUCCGCGUUCCGAGUCCUUCUCGAAUUCGCACCUACGGUAGCCGUGAUCGGAUUCUUGUAUUGGUUGUCACGGAGAGGUAGUGGCGGUGGCAGUGGACUAUUCAAUAUAGGAAAAAGUCGUGCGAAGCUGUUUGACAAGGAAACGCAAGUGAAGGUCCAAUUCAAGGACGUUGCUGGGAUGGAUGAGGCCAAAGAAGAGAUUAUGGAAUUCGUUCAGUUCUUGAAGGAGCCCCACAAAUACGAGAAGUUGGGAGCUAAAAUCCCCCGGGGGGCUAUUCUGUCCGGUCCUCCAGGAACAGGAAAGACACUAUUGGCAAAGGCAACAGCAGGUGAAGCAUCGGUUCCCUUUUUAUCCGUAUCUGGAUCGGAGUUCGUCGAGAUGUUCGUCGGUGUUGGUUCAUCUCGGGUUCGCGACCUGUUCGCUUCAGCACGGAAGCACGCACCCUGCAUUAUCUUUGUCGAUGAAAUCGAUGCUAUCGGAAAGACGCGGGAGAAAGGACGAAGCUUUGGUGGCAAUGAUGAACGGGAGUCUACUCUCAAUCAGCUUUUGGUGGAGAUGGACGGAUUUGGCACGCAUGAACACAUUGUCGUUCUGGCAGGAACCAAUCGUCCCGACGUCCUGGACCCCGCCCUCAUGCGUCCUGGUCGUUUCGACAGACAUAUAGUCAUUGACCGACCCGAUGUCUCUGGACGUAAGGGUAUCUUCCGGGUUCACUUACGCCCACUCAAGUUGCACGAGUCUAUCGGGGACAUCGACUCUUUGGCACAAAAGUUGGCGGUACUCACGCCUGGUUUCUCGGGAGCGGAUAUUGCAAACGUGUGCAAUGAAGCUGCGCUUCGUGCCGCAAGACGUGGAGCCGAAUCUAUCUAUAAUAAUCAUUUCGACGACGCAAUAGAGCGUGUCAUAGUUGGUUUGGAGAAGAAGAGCCGGUUGUUGAGCCCCCAUGAGAAGAAGACUGUAGCAUACCAUGAAGCUGGUCAUGCUGUUGCAGGAUGGUUUCUGGAACAUGCCGAUCCUGUUUUGAAGGUCAGCAUCAUUCCUCGAGGUAACGGUGCGUUGGGUUAUGCGCAGUACCUGCCUCCCGACAGAUACCUUCUCUCUAGCCCACAGCUUGGUGACCAGAUAUGUGUCACCCUUGGGGGUCGUGUCUCUGAAGAGAUCUUUUUCGGAGUCGAAAACAUCACGAGCGGUGCUCAAGACGACCUACAAAAGAUCACUCGUUAUGCAUUCGAAGCUUGUGCUAACUACGGAAUGAACGAAGUGAUCGGACCUGUCAGCUAUGGCGGCGAUCGGGGAGCAAAGGAGGGAUGGAACAAGCCUUUCAGCGAGAAGACUGCGGAGACCAUCGAUAGCGAAGUAAGAAAAAUGAUCACGAGCAUGUACGACCGGACGCGGAAGUUGCUCACUGACCAUAAAGAAGAUGUGGAGAACGUUGCAAAGCUUCUUCUUGAGAAGGAAGUCCUGACAAGAGAGGAUAUGAUCAGACUCCUAGGAAAGCGACCGUUUACUGGACGCGAGGACGACAUGGACAAAUGGUUAGAUGAGAACCGAAAUAGUGGCGUUACUGCGCCCGAACCUCGUUCAGAACCGUCUCCACCACCGACUGAGGAUAAUCCUCUUCCAGGUUCUCCUGCCGUUGCAUCUAAGUCUCUGAACUGAGUAAUAACUAGAUCUCUUCGUUCAUCCCUAUAAUGCUUUUGUAUUAUUUAUAUCUAGGGUAGUCAUGUAGAUCACACUUGAGACUCUUCACUAGUGUAAGCAGCCUAAUAAACACUCCCUUGUUCAAUCUCAAC